UCCUCCUGCCGUCACUGAUAGGAGGCGUGGUGCAGCUGCUUGAAGGGGAAAAGGUCUUCGGAGGAGCCGGGCAUGUUCAAACAUAUCCAGGCAGACCAACCCUCCAACUUCCACGGCGCGUCAUUGCGCACGGGUUGGAUUUGUUCUCAGACCCUGUGGUAGCUUCUGUGUGGGCUGUUAUCACUAAUGCCAAAGCUCAAACCGAUAUGUUUCCCUGAGGGAUACAGCACAAGUCGAUAUUUAAUGGAUUCAUCUUGAGACGCAAGAAGUUGUUCGAGUUGCGCUUCUUUCCGAACACUUUCGUGACCAUGUCCUUCCCGGCCAAAGUGAUGCGAGACGGGCUGCUGGAGAAGCGCGGCAGCGGGCUGCUCCAGCUGUGGAAGAAGAAACGCUGCGUCCUCACCGAGGAAGGCUUGCGUUUGCACAACUGCAAAGGCGGCGGUGAUGCUUCUCGUUCGGCGUGGAGCUCCAAAGCCAAGGAGCUGCUCUUCGAACGAAUGGCCACGGUGGACUGCGUGGAGUACAAGCGAGGACUGGUGUACUUCACCGUGGUCAUGGCUACGGGGAAGGAGAUCGACUUUCGCUGUCCGCAGGACGGCACAGCUUGGAACGCCGAGAUCGCUUUGGCACUGGUGCGCUACAAGAACCUGCAGGCUGUGAAGAGCGGCAGGAAAAGGCACCUGUCCAGUGCGCACCUGGGUAGCACUGGCGAGGAUGAGGAGCUCUGACUUGGUGAAGCCUUUCUUCUUCCUGGGAGCCAACCAAUCAGAGGGGAGAAGGGUAGAGAUCCACGGCCCUCAUUCUGUGGUGCAAAGCAUCUGUUGAUAUGGAUCAAAAGACUGCGAAGAAGUGUAAAAGAUGCUCUUCUUUUUUUCCGUCAUGAACUUAUCUAUGCUUUCAUACAACGUAUAUACACCUGGGGUACUGGAACAGUGAAUAAUGUUUUUUUUCUGUCCUGACCUUGUUGCUUGAAGUCAAUAUGGAGACUCCUAUGCUAUGCAUUUUGGAGCUGGGACACCUCUGUGCCUUCAUGUUUCAAAAAUGUCUAUAUUUUUGGCUGCCAUUUUUCAAUGUUUUUGAUGCUGCUGAAACAGGAGUCACUUUUGAUAUAAUUGCUUUGAAAACGUUUGCUACGAACUGAAAAGAUCGGCACGGUUUUCUAACAGUUUAACAUGAAGAAUAAGUGUGUAGUGUUGUUGUAUUCUAUAUAUUUGUUGAAACCGUGUACAGUAUUACAGUUGUAAAAAGAAGAAUACAUUUUUGUAAUUCUUAUGUUUGCCUUGAGUUUGUAUUUCUGAAACAAUGCUACUGUUCUCCUGCAACGUCUCUUAGUACUAAACAGUCAGCUGUGAUUUAGACCAUUAAUUUAAGCUCAUCUGUUUCUGGUUGUGUUGUAAUCUUGCUGUUCUAGCCUCUGGAAAAUACACACACCCCAGUUAAACACA
This is a messenger RNA of Acanthochromis polyacanthus (spiny chromis), 1445 nucleotides long. RefSeq names its product pleckstrin homology-like domain, family A, member 3 (gene phlda3). The coding region runs from base 309 to 728 and encodes 139 amino acids. The record is from RefSeq and is a predicted model, not a curated record. NCBI's taxonomy places the organism in Eukaryota, Metazoa, Chordata, Actinopteri, Pomacentridae. Gene Ontology annotation, molecular function: phosphatidylinositol phosphate binding. Gene Ontology annotation, biological process: positive regulation of apoptotic process. The transcript has 2 exons.